AUGGCCGCCGCUCAAGUCUGCCCCGUGGUUGGCACCACAAACACGGUCCUCCCUCCCUCACACCCCGAGUUCGACAUGGACAAGCCUGGCCAGGUCUGCCCCGUCACCAAAGCCACCACAGACCAUCAUCACAACCUGCACAAGCACCCAGGUAUCUUCGACUCGAGCAACCAAGACCUCGCCAACGCCGACAACUGCCCUGCGCUCUCCAAGAUUGUCAGCCGUCCUGAGCAGCAGGCCAUGGACGAAGCCAUCUGCCCUGUUGUUGGUACCGUCUCGAGUGUCUUGCCUCCGAACCAUCCGUCGACGAGCAGCGCAAAAGAUGGUGAUGUCUGCCCCGUCACCAACGCCAAGUUCGAGCAUCACAAGGACAAGGUGCAUGAGCACCCCAGCCUUGAGACUGCCGCGAAGGGUGCGGUUUGUCCAGUGGUUGGAAGGAAGGCUUGA
Fonsecaea multimorphosa CBS 102226 is the source of this 447-nucleotide messenger RNA. RefSeq lists its product as uncharacterized. The transcript has a single exon. Lineage: Eukaryota; Fungi; Ascomycota; Eurotiomycetes; Chaetothyriales; Herpotrichiellaceae. The coding region runs from base 1 to 447 and encodes 148 amino acids. The record is from RefSeq and is a predicted model, not a curated record.